AUGUCUCAAAAACCCCCUCGUAUCGUCGAAUAUGAGCGACAGGCCGAACAGCGCGCGCGCGAACUCGACGAGAUGAGCGCGGCGCAGGACCGCAUGAUGGAAGCCCAGAUGCGCAUCCAGGCCGAGGCGGAUCGGAUCGCGCAGGAACAGUAUGAGAUGGAACAGUAUUAUGAGACGGAGGCGUUGAAACAUGCGGAAGAGAUGAGGAUUCAUCAGGAGGAGGUGAGGAAACAUGAAGAAUUUAUGAGAAAACACGAAAGGAGACUGCGGGAUCAUGAAGCAAGUAUGGAGGCGUUUGCGAAGGUGAUAGCGAUGCCGGCGAAACCGGCGAGGGCGAGACAGAUUUCGUUUAUGGCGCCUUCGCAGAGGGGUGGGAAUGGGAGUGGGAGUGGGGGUGGGGGUGCGAAUGGGGGUGCGAAUGGGAAUGGAAAUGGAAAUGGGAAUGGACUUCUUAUGACGCCGCCGAGACCACCGGCUGCGUUUCCGGGGUGA
Botrytis deweyae is the source of this 492-nucleotide messenger RNA. RefSeq lists its product as uncharacterized. The coding region runs from base 1 to 492 and encodes 163 amino acids. The transcript is spliced from 2 exons. Lineage: Eukaryota; Fungi; Ascomycota; Leotiomycetes; Helotiales; Sclerotiniaceae. The record is from RefSeq and is a predicted model, not a curated record.